AUGCGAAGAGAGAGAGACUAUUCGCCCCCUCCUCGGUAUGGCGGCCGCAGAGACGACCUGCGUUCGUCCUCUCUCGACGGACCGAUGCGCAGAUCGUACGAGCGAGAAGACCGCGGGAAGUUUCUAGGCCGCAGAGACCGAGGCCGAGACAUGUCUUCAGAUAGGUCUCUGUCUCCGAGAAGGCGCCGCGAUGACUUCCGACGCGACGGAUCGCUGGACGAUCGCCCGCCGGGGCGAUAUUCGCCCGGAGACUACUACCGCCGGCGCUACAACGCCGUGAUGGACCGGAAUGAUUCGCCGUAUGGUCGGAGAGAACGCGACGGGAGAGACGAGAACUUCCGAGGUGCGAGAAAUGCGUCGCCUGGAGAGCCCGGCGACGACUACAGAGGCAGACCCCGAGGCGACAAGUACGGAUCCGGCGCUGGAGAACACAGCGGAAAGGGCCGGAGGUACUCGGUCGUUGCCCGGGGAGUCGAUCGAAGCGCGACUCAGGACGACUUGAGGAAAUUUUUCGGCAGAUGCAGUGACGUGAAAGACGUCUACAUUCCCCUCCACUACAAAACCAAACAACCCAGGCAAGUCAACAGAUCUUCAAAUAUCUGUAUUUUCACGCGUACAAGGGGCUUUGCCUUCAUCGAGUUUGAGACGGAGUGGGCCAUGGUGAAGGUCUUGAAGCAGCUGCAAGGCGCAGAGUUCCUCGGCCGGCGACUGAUGCUUGAGGAGGCUGAGGGCGAACCCAGCACGGCGGAAGAAAUGGUGCGUCGCUCAACGUUCUCGCGUGUCUCUGUUAUCGGCGCUCUCAGCGUCGUCGUUUCCAGCAACGCCGCCAGUGGCGCCAGGAGAACGGAGAUUUCGGCGAGUAUCACAGAGGGUAUGGAAGAGGUGGUGGCGGCCCUCCGUACCGACCCGUUCGAAAUGAACGAAGAUAUUCGAGAUCCCCAGAGAGACGCGGAGAUUUUCGAACUCGCGACUGGCUCUGGGGUUGAAGCAGACCAGCAGACGAACCCGGACGAAUCUCGCGUUUUGACUUUACUGGGCUCUCUCGCCCAGCGUUCCUUCUGUGAGUCUUGUUUCAAUGCGUUUUACGCGCAGGAGACGGCUGUUCUGUAG
This is a messenger RNA of Neospora caninum, 1110 nucleotides long. RefSeq lists its product as hypothetical. Gene Ontology annotation, cellular component: nuclear speck. The transcript has 5 exons. Lineage: Eukaryota; Apicomplexa; Conoidasida; Eucoccidiorida; Sarcocystidae. Gene Ontology annotation, biological process: mRNA splicing, via spliceosome. Bases 1 to 1110 code for a protein of 369 amino acids. The record is from RefSeq and is a predicted model, not a curated record. Gene Ontology annotation, molecular function: RNA binding.